CGUCGGGUUGUGGGAGAAAUGAGGAAUCUUCGGGGUUGUCCCGCGAGUCACUCGAAACGUUUCCGUCUGAUGGUGAAUGAUUCAUACGUCUAUCAUCGGUAUUGGAGCUGUAAUUUUUAAUCAUUUCUUUGAAUUCUGAGUCGAUUUUUCUGUAUAAGCGAAUUCUGUGCCACAUAAGAUUAAUAUUUCAUAACACCAGUGAUUCAUUGCAAUUAACAGAAAAUAAUGGAGUCGAAAGUCAAGCCAGAAAAUGAAACUGAAUUUAAGCCGAGAGCAUAUCAGAUAGAUCUGUACGAAAAGGCAAUACAUAAUAAUACAAUAAUCUACUUACCAACGGGUGCAGGCAAGACAUAUAUAGCUGUUAUGCUCCUGAAACAUCUAAGUAGUGAUAUAUGCAAACCUUAUCAGGAAGGUGGUAAACGCAGUAUAUUUAUUGUAAACACAGUAGCAUUGGCAGCACAACAAGCAAACUAUUUGUGCAGACACACAGGCCUAAAAUGUAAAAAUUACAGUGGUGAUAUGCAGGUGGACUUUUGGAAGAAGCAAGAAUGGUUGGAUGAAAUAGAACAGCACGAAAUUUUAGUAAUGACAUCACAAAUUUUUGUGGAUAUGCUCUCACAUGGAUAUAUAACAUUAGAUAGAAUAAAUUUAAUUAUAUUCGACGAGUGUCAUCGAGCUGUAGCUAAUCAUCCCAUGAGACAGAUUAUGCAACGAUUUGAAGAUUGUCCUAAAGAAAAACAGCCACGUGUCUUAGCAAUGUCGGCAACAUUAUUGAAUGCCAAUAUAAAAAUAGACAAAAUUGAAUCUACAAUUAGGUCCUUAGAAAUAACUUUCCAUGCAAAAAUAGCGACUGUAGAAUCGAGUGACUGUAUUCAAGGAUAUUGUACAAACCCGAAAGAAGAUAUCGUUAAAUAUGCCAAAUAUCUUGCUCCAAAUGUAAUUGUAAUUGAAAAGAUAAUCCAUAUUAUAAAGACAACUAAAGAAAGUAUAAAAAACAUAAAUAUUGAUUUAGAUGAAAUAUAUAAAGAAUCUAGUAAAGAGAUGAGACCUAAAACAAAAUCCUCCAAAUUAAGUGCUAUUAUGGAAGACAUAGAAAAGGUUACCUCAAGCACAGGUAUCUAUGGUGGUAAUAUAUCAGCUUUGUUACACUUAAUUCAGUUAGAAUGUUUCAGAAAAUAUUGCAAUGAUCAAGUAACAGAUAACAUUCUAGAUUAUUUAAUUACACAAGUAAUCAUAAUAAGGAAACUAUUUGACAUUGAAAUGAAAAAUCAUACGGAAUUAGAACGAUUGUACAAAUUUUGUUCCACCCAAAUUCAUAAAGUAUUUGAGAUAUUGUUGAAUAAUAAUAAUGAAAUAAACAAACAAAAUGAAUCAAGCGAACAAAAGUUUUGCUGCAUUAUUUUUGUUAAGGAAAGAUUUAUGACUCAAGUAAUAUAUCAUAUAUUAAAAAAACUAUCUAAACAUGAUGAGCGGUACAGUUUUCUCAAACCUGAUUAUAUAAUUGGAUUCCAAAAUAAUCCUUACAAACAGAGUAGAGAAGUUGCAUGUAUUGCAAACUGGAACAAGGCAGCAUUACAUAGAUUUAAAACUGGUUCGGCAAAUUGCAUUGUAGCAACUGAUGUUGUUGACGAAGGUAUCGAUAUACCAACUUGCACAUUGAUAGUGCGAUAUGAUUUGCCAAUGGAUUUUAGAGGAUAUGUUCAAAGUAAAGGCCGGGCACGUCAUAGUAAGAGUCAUUACAUAAUCUUAAUGCCGGAUGAUGAUCAUAAUUUUCUUCAGAGAUAUUGUCAAUACAAAAAUACGGAAUCAUUAUUGAAAAGAAUUUUGAUGAGACAAAGCGAACAGCGCUCAUUGCCCACCCAAAAUGAUAUCAUGGAUUCUUUAUAUAAUGAUCAUGACAUCAAACCAUAUGUAGUAGAACGUAACGGCAUUAUAGAAAGCUACUUAACAGAGUUAUCUGCGAUUAGUUUGAUAAAUAUGUAUUGUACUAGUUUAUUGAAAUGUAAGUUUGUCCAUCUGGUUCCCAUUUGGAAAUUAGAGAGAAACAAUUUUGAAGACCACACAUUGUUUAAGAUUUCCCUUAAAUUACCAAACUUAUCGCCGUUGAAAACUGAAAUUCAUGGUGAUUUUAUGAAGAAUAUAGAUAGUGCUAAACGAUCCGUUGCUAUGAAGACUUGUAUAAAAUUACACGAGAUAGGUGCAUUAACUGAUAAGCUAUUACCUACAACUGACGAUGCAAUUAUACAAAACUUGGAUUACUUGUUUCCAAAUUGGAUAGAUGAAGAUGAUUGUCUUACUGGUACAUAUAAAAAGAAACGAGAACAUGGGCUAAAAUAUCCAAUGGCAUUACAUGGCGCAUAUCCACAGUCUUUUGAAUCACUGUAUCUUCAUGUUCUUAAUUGUACUUCUAUGUAUUCUACGACAGGUUACGAUAAUAGACGCAAAGUUUUCCACAAAUUGCUUAAUGACAAAAGUAGCUUUGGUAUCCUUUCCACAAAGACUUUGCCAAAGAUACCUUCUUUUCCGAUCUUCAUGAAGGAUGGGAAAUUAAAUGUUGACGUAAAAUCCAAUCACACGACGAUAAUAUUGGAUGAUAUUGAUAUCGAAGUUCUAAAAAAAUUUCAUUUCUUAUUAUUCAAUGAUAUUAUUCCUGUUAUUAAAAGCUUUAUGGUUUUUGAUAAUGAUAAUUUGGAAAAUUCCUUUUUAAUUGUCCCAUUGAAUGAUCAAGAGAAAAUAAAUUGGGACGUUGUCAAAACAUAUCAAUAUUUGGAACGAAUUAUGCCAUCUAAGCCAUUUCACUUUAGAACUAGCGAUUACGAAUUGGCAUUGGUUACUCCAACUUACAGAGGAUCAGCGGUUUAUAUAGUUACACGUGUGUGCGAUGAUAUGACACCUGAAUCAUGUUUUCCCAAUGAAGAUUAUGAUACGUUCAUACAUUAUUACAAAGAAAAGCACAGACUAACUAUAGAAAAUCUGGAGCAAUCUAUGCUGGAGGUGAAGCCAAUACCAGCCAAUACAAAAAUUAACUACAUAAAACCGAGAACAACCGAUGGUGCAUCGAAAUAUAAGAAAGCGGACGAUUCAUUCGAGGAUCUUCAGGAACAUUUAAUUCCAGAACUAUGUGUAAAGAUAAAUUUCCCAGCUAUAUAUUGGUUAAAAGCCACCAUGUUGCCUUCCAUUCUUCACAGAAUUUGUCAAUUCUUAAUCGCGGAAGAUUUGAGAGUAAUUAUCGCAAAUGAGGCUAGAUUAGGAACGCCAAUAUUAAACGAAUUAUCUUCCUUGAAUCUUGACGAAAAUAUGGAGAAAUUGAUGGAAGAAGAUGACUAUAAUAAUAGAAUAGAAUUUAUGGAUGAUACAAUCGAGAAAACGCAAUCGGAUCAAACAUAUUCGAAUUUAAGCUCAAUGGAAUUAGAUUGUAACUCGUCUGUGAGAGAUCAAGAACCUCAGGAUUUAUUUCGUAAUAUAGAUCAAGUCCAAAUGAUUGAUAUUCAGUAUUAUAAUCAAUUUAUAUUUUCAAACUAUGAUGAAGAUAAAAAUGUUAAGAAAAAUACAAAUAAAAGUGUUGGUCAUUACAUUACAAGAGCAAUGAUAACAGCACCAUCAUUGAAUAUUCUUAAAUCGUCUAAGAAACUUUCUCAUUCACACGGUCCGAAUUCGGAAGAAAUCAUGCAUGCCUUAACCACUAAACUGGGUAAUGAUAUGUUCAAUUUGGAGCGCUUGGAAACAUUAGGCGAUUCUUACCUGAAGUAUAUUGUAUCACUAUUUUUGUAUCAUAAAUUCCCAACAUUUAGGGAAGGUCAAUUGACGGCGGUGAAGGGAAAGAUUAUUGGCAAUCGUAAUCUCUAUUUUUGCGGCAACAAAAAGGGUAUCCCUGGGCGUAUAAAGAACGAUGCAUUUAUACCCACGAGCAAUUUUAUUCCGCCCGCAUUUACGGUGCUACGUCCAUUGCAAACGAUAUUACUGAGCGAGUCAAUAGCGCCGAACGUAUUGUACGAACUUGAAAUACCAGAACAGGAGAGAUAUGAAGGGUACAUAACUGAAAUUACGAGAGAUAAGAUGAAACAAACGGUAAUAGAUUGGGAUAAGGGAGAUAAACAAACUGGCGUCGAACAUUAUCUCGGUAUACAAAUCUUAUCCGAUAAAACUGUGGCGGAUUCAGUGGAAGCACUAAUAGGAGUUUAUUUAAAGAGUAAUGGUAUAAAAGGCGCCGCGAAGCUUCUUCAAUGGUUUGGAAUAUUGCCUGAUAUCAAGAUUGACAAAUUACUCGAUAAUAAUACAUUGGAUCCCGUAAUGGGUUGUGGCGAUCCCGACAAAUAUAUGCCGUGGGCUAAUAUCAUAGAAACCAAAUUUGGUUAUAAAUUUAAGAAUCGAGCGUUUCUGUUACAGGCAUUCACGCAUCCAUCAUACACAGCGAAUGUAAUAACUGAAUGUUACCAAAGGUUAGAAUUUCUUGGAGAUGCUAUUCUCGAUUUUCUGAUUACGUGUUACAUUUAUGAAAAUUGUGGAAAUUUAAGUCCGGGUAAGGUCACUGAUCUCAGAUCCGCGCUAGUCAACAAUAUAACAUUUGCUUGCUUGGCAGUACGAUAUGGUUUGCAUAUCGCUUUAUUAGCCUAUGCUCCAAAACUGCAUGAAAUAAUCGAUCGUUUUGUAAAAUUCCAAGAAGAACGAGACUACGUAAUUGACGACGAGCUACUAUACGUAUUGAUCGAAGAGGAUGAAUGUAAUCUAGCAGAAUAUAUUGAUGUCCCAAAAGUUCUCGGUGAUUUAUUCGAAUCUUUAAUCGGAGCUAUUUAUCUCGAUAGUGGCAAAAAUCUUACGAAAACCUGGGAAAUCAUUUAUUCUGUUAUGCAUAAAGAAAUUGAUAAAUUUAAAAGAAAUAUUCCUAAACAGCCAGUGAGAGUGAUAUAUGAAAAUACGGACAUACAUCCAAAAUUCCUACCUACGAUAUCCAUCGAUAGUAAUCAGCAUAUUAUGAUACCUUUGAAAAUCACUAUUGCUGGUAAGGAAAAAGUUUUCCAUGGUUGUGGUGUUAAUAAAAAGCAAGCCAAAUGUGCAGCUGCAAAACUAGCAUUAAAAAGACUGCAACUUGAAAAAUAAGUUUUUUACAGAUCAGUUGUUUGAUAUAUAUGUUUAUAUAUGUUUAUAUAUGUUUAUAUUUGUAAAUUUAAUACUUAUUUAGAUUUAUAUAAACAAAUUGUAUAUCUUCAUAUUUCAUGAGUCUUAUAAGUCUUAUAAUAAGAUUUUAAUAUUUGACAUUAUGCAAAAAAA
Messenger RNA from Pogonomyrmex barbatus (red harvester ant), 5268 nucleotides. RefSeq names its product Endoribonuclease Dcr-2 (gene Dcr-2). Gene Ontology annotation, cellular component: RISC-loading complex; nucleus; cytoplasm. NCBI's taxonomy places the organism in Eukaryota, Metazoa, Arthropoda, Insecta, Hymenoptera, Formicidae. Gene Ontology annotation, molecular function: deoxyribonuclease I activity; protein binding; ribonuclease III activity. The record is from RefSeq and is a predicted model, not a curated record. Gene Ontology annotation, biological process: siRNA processing; pre-miRNA processing; apoptotic DNA fragmentation.